Messenger RNA from Drosophila hydei, 3419 nucleotides. It is a transcript of the gene mAChR-A, whose product is annotated as muscarinic acetylcholine receptor DM1. Bases 862 to 3228 code for a protein of 788 amino acids. The transcript is spliced from 5 exons. The record is from RefSeq and is a predicted model, not a curated record. Gene Ontology annotation, molecular function: G protein-coupled serotonin receptor activity; G protein-coupled acetylcholine receptor activity. Gene Ontology annotation, cellular component: synapse; dendrite; plasma membrane. Gene Ontology annotation, biological process: adenylate cyclase-inhibiting G protein-coupled acetylcholine receptor signaling pathway; G protein-coupled receptor signaling pathway, coupled to cyclic nucleotide second messenger; chemical synaptic transmission. NCBI's taxonomy places the organism in Eukaryota, Metazoa, Arthropoda, Insecta, Diptera, Drosophilidae.
ACGUGAAAAAAUCAACGAUUAUUUAUGGGCGGGCAGCGGAUUAGAUGUACGCUAAACACACGCUACAAUAAAUAAUUUGUUAAUAUAGUCUCGACGAUUUAGCAGAACUGUCGUGUAAACGCGUGCACUGUUCAGCAAAUAGUUCGAAUCCAAAUUAUAAAAAAAAUCGCUUUGUAUUUGUAUCUAUAACACCAAAGCAUAAAUUUGAUUACAAUGUUAAGCGCAGGCCGAAUGUAAAAACUUGGGGGCCAGCGCACACACGCGAAGCGCGUCAGAGCGUCGGAACGUUGACGGCGGCGUCGACGUCAACGUUGACGCAGCGGCCCGCAAAAUUUGCGAAGCAAAAAAAAGGCGGAAUGAAUUCAGCCAGGCAGCGACGCUGACGCCGAGGCUGAUGCCAGCAAAGAUGUGCGCGCACAAUACGAAAAAUUACAAAGCAGACUUUUGGGAGCGGCAAAUGGCCAAAAUCAACAACAGCAGCAGCAGCAGCAGCAGCAGCAGCCAGCAGCAGCCAGCAGCAGCCCGCAGCGGCAACAGCAACAAGAACAACAAUGUCAACGCUACAACGGACGCUGAGCGUUCACAACUAAGCAAUAGAGUGGACCCGUACAAAAAUGCGCACAAGUCAGGCGCCAGUGUUAGCGCGUGGGUGCAACAAGGAUAAGCAGCGGCAGCAGCAGCAGCAGCAGAAGCAGCAGCAGCUGAAGCAGCUGCAAUAGCAACACAAACGCCUGGCCAUUUGGAAAUCACAACUCAACUAAGCAAAGGCGAGACCAAGCAUAUAGUAUAUACAAUAUAUACUACAUUCUAAGCAAAAGGAAUAAACUCAAAUCAAAGAAAAUCAAAUAUCACGCAUACGCCAUGGAGCCAGUCAUGAGUUUGGCAUUGGCCGCCCAUGGGCCGCCCAGCAUACUGGAGCCGUUGUUUAAAACCGUAACUACGAGCACAACCACAACAACAACCACAACUGCUGCCACCACAAGCAGCAGCAGCAGCAGCCCCACUAUAAGUCCCACCACCAGCACCACCUUGUUGACGGCUCUGCUUGAGAACUUAACCUCGACAGCUGCGAGUGGUUUGUACGAUCCGUAUGGCAAUCACACGAAUACCACGCUGGGCUUUGAGACGAAAGGGCCGAGGUAUUCAGUGGCGUCGAUGCUGGUUAUGGGCUUCGUAGCGGCGAUUCUGAGCGCGGUAACAGUUGCUGGCAAUCUCAUGGUAAUGAUCUCGUUCAAGAUCGAUAAACAGCUUCAGACGAUCAGCAACUAUUUCCUCUUCUCGCUGGCCAUUGCGGACUUUGCGAUUGGCGCCAUCUCGAUGCCCCUUUUUGCGGUCACGACGAUAUUGGGGUAUUGGCCGCUGGGGCCGCACGUGUGCGACACCUGGCUGGCCCUCGAUUACUUGGCCUCAAAUGCCUCCGUUCUCAACUUGCUUAUCAUCAGCUUCGAUCGAUACUUCAGUGUCACCCGACCGCUGACCUAUCGCGCUAAGCGCACGACCAAUAAGGCGGCCGUCAUGAUUGGUGCUGCCUGGGGCAUCAGCUUGCUGCUGUGGCCGCCCUGGAUCUACAGCUGGCCCUACAUCGAGGGCAAGCGCACGGUGCCCAAGGACGAGUGCUACAUCCAGUUCAUUGAGACGAAUCAAUACAUUACCUUUGGCACAGCGCUAGCUGCAUUCUAUUUUCCUGUCACGAUCAUGUGCUUUCUCUACUUUCGCAUCUGGCGUGAGACGAAGAAGCGGCAAAAAGAUUUGCCAAAUUUGCAAGCUGGUAAAAAGGAUUCCAGUAAGCGAUCCAAUAGCAGCGACGAAAACACCGUGGUGAAUCACACAUCUGGUGGACUGCUGGGGUUUUCCCAGCUCGGUGGCAAUGAUCACGAUACGUGGCGACGGCCGCGCUCAGAGAGUUCGGCAGAUGCGGAAAGCGUUUACAUGACAAACAUGGUCAUCGAUUCGGGAUAUCAUGGCAUGCACUCGCGCAAGUCGAGCAUCAAGAGCACCAAUACAAUCAAAAAACCAUAUUCAUGCUUUGGAAGCAUCAAAGAGUGGUGUAUCGCGUGGUGGCAUUCGGGCCGCGAGGAUUCCGACGAUUUUGCCUACGAGCAGGAGGAGCCAUCUGAUUUAGGGUAUGCAACACCAGUAACAAUUGAAACUCCUUUACAAAGCUCCGUCUCCAGAUGCACCUCGAUGAACGUUAUGCGGGACAACUACUCGAUUGGCGGCAGUGUUAGCGGGGUGAGGCCGCCGAGCAUAAUGUUGGCGGAUGUGUCGCCGACGCCGUUACGCCCGCCACUCAAUUCCAUUUCGCAAAUGCAGAUGCAGGAAAUGAACGCGACCGGCAAUGGCAACAACGGCAAUGUCAACAUCAACAUCAGCAUCAAUAGCGGCAAUGGUGUUGGAGGCGGCGGGGGCUGCGGCGCUGCUGUCAGCAACAACAACAAUCUGAACGGUGGUGGCGCCAACAACAACACGAAUACCAAUACUCUUCGUGACUCGAGAACCCUCCCCGUGAGCAAUCGCAUCGGCUCUCGUUCGGUCAGUCAGGACUCGGUCUACACAAUACUUAUCCGCCUACCGCCAGAUGGCGCUAGCACGGCAACCGGCAGCAGCGGCGCAGGCGGCGUCAGCAACGCCAUGGGCAAUCAAAGCGUUCAUGGCGAGUGCGGGCCCUCCAUAAAGAUGAUACAUGAGGAUGUGUCGACGGCGGGUGCAAGCAGCAUGGGCGUGGUCACGUCAGCACCGCCGCCCACGCGUCGUGCAUUGCCGUCACGCGACUCGGAGUUUAGCCUUCCGCUAGGUAGACGCAUGUCGCAUGCCCCGCAAGAUAUGCGGCUGCUCAAUGCGAAGGUUAUACCAAAGCAGCUAGGUAAGACGGCCGGGCAGAAUGCCCUGCUUAAUGCGCGAAAUGCGGCUAAAAAGAAGAAAAAAUCGCAGGAGAAGCGACAGGAAUCCAAGGCGGCCAAGACCCUGUCGGCCAUCCUUCUCAGCUUCAUCAUCACAUGGACCCCCUAUAAUAUUCUAGUACUGAUCAAGCCGCUGACCACCUGCUCGGACUGCAUACCCACCGAGCUGUGGGACUUUUUCUACGCCCUCUGCUACAUCAACUCAACCAUUAAUCCCAUGUGCUAUGCGCUGUGCAAUGCCUCCUUCCGGCGCACUUACAUACGCAUUCUCACCUGCAAAUGGCACUCGCGUAAUCGCGAGGGCAUGGUCAGAGGCGUAUACAACUAGGGCGAUCAGUUCAUACCAGUUGCAAUAAAUGUUGUGAACACAAUUAUUGCGAAAUGCGUAAAAAUAAAACCGAAUAAACGAGAAAUUGUUAGCGAAAGCAAAACCAAAACUAGGCUUAGGUAACACUUUGAUAAGCAGUACUGAUUUUUGAUGUCUAGCCACCAAUAUAUAAAUAUAUUGAGGAACGUAUA